Juglans microcarpa x Juglans regia is the source of this 1059-nucleotide messenger RNA. RefSeq names its product probable cinnamyl alcohol dehydrogenase. The coding region runs from base 1 to 1059 and encodes 352 amino acids. Lineage: Eukaryota; Viridiplantae; Streptophyta; Magnoliopsida; Fagales; Juglandaceae. Gene Ontology annotation, biological process: lignin biosynthetic process. The transcript is spliced from 5 exons. The record is from RefSeq and is a predicted model, not a curated record. Gene Ontology annotation, molecular function: cinnamyl-alcohol dehydrogenase activity; zinc ion binding.
AUGGAGGGAAGAAGGGUCAUUGGUUGGGCUGCUAGAGACUCAUCUGGACUUCUCUCUCCUUACUCAUUCACUCUCAGGGAAACGGGUCCAGAAGAUGUUGUAUUCAAGGUUUUGUACUGUGGGAUGGACCAUACAGAUCUUCAUCAGAUGAGGAAUGAGAUUCACAUGACUAUCCUUCCUCUGGUGCCAGGGCAUGAAGUGGUGGGAGAAGUUGUGGAGUUGGGAUCAGAGGUAAAAAAGUUCAGAGUUCAAGACAAUGUGGGAGUUGGGUGCAUUGUUGGGUCUUGUGGGGAAUGCUUAUCCUGCAAAUCCAACACAGAGCAGUACUGCGACAACAGAAUCCUCACUUACAAUGGCACAUACAAAGAUGGAAGGCCAACUCAGGGAGGCUUCUCUUCUCUCAUGGUUGUUGAUCAAAAGUUUGUGGUUCGGAUUCCAGAAAAGCUUGCACCAGAGCAGGCAGCACCACUUCUGUGCGCUGGGGUGACAGCCUAUAGUCCUUUGAAACAGUUCAGGGGGUCUAAGAAGGCUCUCAAUGCAGGGAUUUUGGGUUUAGGGGGAGUUGGCCAUCUGGGUGUUCUGAUAGCAAAGGCAAUGGGGCAUCAUGUCACUGUCAUAAGUUCUUCAGAUAAGAAGAGGGUGGAGGCGUUAGAGCAUUUAGGCGCAGAUGCUUUUCUGGUAAGCACCAACGCAGCUGAAAUGGAGCGAGCAGCGAACAGCCUCGACUAUAUCCUCGACACCGUGCCGGCUGUGCACCCUUUGCAAUCCUACCUUCCACUUCUCAAGGUUGAAGGGCAGCUAAUUCUAGUUGGGGUUGCCCCUCAACCACUGCAUUUUAGUUCCGUCGACCUGAUUCUAGGAAAGAAGAUGAUAUCUGGUAGUUUCAUUGGAAGUAUGGAGGAGACGCAGGAGAUAUUGGAGUUCUGGGCUGAAAAGGGUUUGACAUCAAUGGUAGAAGUAGUGAAAAUGGAUUACGUGAACAAGGCAUUUGAAAGAAUGGAAAGGAAUGACGUGAGGUAUAGGUUUGUGCUGGACGUGGCUGGCAGCAACCUGGAAUAA